Molecule: messenger RNA, 4945 nt
Organism: Choloepus didactylus (southern two-toed sloth)
Lineage: Eukaryota; Metazoa; Chordata; Mammalia; Pilosa; Megalonychidae
Product: RIMS-binding protein 3A-like
Exons: 1
Coding region: 1-4836 (1611 amino acids)
Biological process (GO): neuromuscular synaptic transmission; spermatid development; fertilization
Cellular component (GO): nucleus; manchette
Molecular function (GO): protein binding
Source: RefSeq, a predicted model, not a curated record
AUGGCAAAGGACUCGCCCGGCCCGACGGCAGCGGCGCUGGAGGAGCAGAGGCGGGAGCUGGAGAAGCUGCGGGCGGAGCUGGAGGCGGAGCGGGCGCGCGGGCGGGCCGAGCGGCGGCGCUUCGCGGCCAAGACGCGCCAGCUGCGGGAGGAAGCCGAGCGGGAGCGCCAGCAGCUGGCGGACCAGCUGCGCUCCAAGUGGGAGGCGCAGCGCAUCCGGGAGCUGCGGCAGCUGCAGGAGGCCAUGCUGCGGGAGCGCGAGGCCGAGAUCCGGCAGCUGCUGCGCUGGAAGGAGGCCGAGCUGCGGCAGCUGCAGCAGCUGCUGCACCGCGAGCGCGAUGGCGUCGUGCGCCAGGCCCGGGAGCUGCAGCGCCGGCUGGCGGAGGAGCUGGUCAACCGCGGCUACUGCGGCCGCCCGGCGGCGCCCGACGGGGCGGCCGCGCGGUGCCGCUGUCGCCUGCAGGAGGUGCUGUCGCAGCUGCGCUGGGAGACCGACGGCGAGCAGGCCGCGCGCAUCCGCCACCUGCAGGCGGCACUCGACGUGGAGCGCCAGCUCUUCCUCAAGUACAUCCUGGAGCACUUCCACUGGUACCCCGCUUUGCCCGAGCCCCCCGACUCCCAGGCCGGGCGUUCCUCCAAGGAGCCGCGCCCCGAGACUUCCCGCGCCCCUCGCCGCCCCCCAGAGUCCACCUGUGGGCUUGGAUCAGCCGAGAACUCGAGCACAGGCGCCCGCAUCCGCUCCCGCUCCCUCGACCUGGUGCGGGAGGGUUGCCCCAAAUUUCCCGACGGCCUCACCCCUACGCGUGCCAGUUCCCUCGACUCCCUGGCUCCAGCGCGUUCCCGCUCGCUCGACGCCACCCAGAGUCACCCUAAGGCCCCCGAACCAGAGAAGCGGGCCUCCUCGCCAGACGUUUCCACCCCGGGCUCCCCAAGCCCUCAGCCGCCAGCGACGGCGCCCAGGAAACCUAGCCAGCCGUGGGUAGGAGAAGGCGCGGAGAGCCAGCCCUGCCAGGCCCUGACCCCCUUGAACUCCGAUCGGGACUACCACGAGCUGGUGAAGCAGAACUCGGAGCUGGCCGAGGCAUUGCAGGUGCUGGCGCGGCGCUGCUCGGGCCUGCGCGAGGAGAACAUCCAGCUGCGGCGCGCUGGCUUCCCCGACGAGGGGGACGAGAAGGUCAAGAGGCUCAAGGUGAAGAACGCCGAGCUGACCGGCCUGGCGCGGCGCCUGGAGGACCGGGCCCGCAAGCUGCAGGAAACCAACCUGCGGGCCCUGAGCGCGCCGGUGCCGGGCGAGAGCCGCGCCGGCCUGGAGCUGUGCCAGGCCCUCGCCCGCCAGCGCUCCCGGGUCCUGGCGGAGCACGCGAGCGAGCUGCUGGCCAAAGACAAGCAGAUCGAAGAGCUGCGGCAGGAGUGCCACCUGCUGCGGGCGCGCGUCGCUCCGGGCCUCUGCAGCGCCCCGCUCCCUGGAGGGGGCGCCCCCGGCGCUCAGUGGCUCCGCGUGGGCGACUUGGACCGGCUGCUGCGCGAGUCCCAGCGGGAGGUGCUGCGCCUGCAGAAGCAGUUGACGCUGCAGCCGGGCCCGGGAGGCGGCCAGGGCGCACCCUGCGAGGAGGCGCGGCGCCAGGUGCAGGCGCUGGAGCACGAGCUGGGGGCGCGGCGGCGCGAGUGCCAGGAGCUGGGCGCGCAGGCGGCGGCGGCGCGGCGGCGCGGCGAGGAGGCCGAGACGCAGCUGCAGGCGGCGCUGCGCGAGGGGGCCUGGCUGGCCGAGGAGAACGCGCGGCUGCAGGCCCAGGCCGACUGGGUGCAGAAAGUGGCCGCCGAGAACAGCGACGUGCGCGGGCAGCUGGAGCGCGCGUGCCAGGAGCGCGACGCCGCCGGCCUGCUGGCGGAGCAGCUGCUGCAAGAGGCAGCGCGGGGACAGGACAGGCAGCAGCAGCUGCAGCGCGACCUGCAGAAGGCCCUGCUUGAUCUCCAGACUGCCCGGGAGGAGAUGCGGGCACUGCAGUGCCAGACUGGCCGCCCACCCGAGGAGCCCCCAGAGGCCACCCAGGGUCCCCAGUCCCGAGCCAGGGGCAGCAGAAGGCCGGAGCCCCAGCCGGGGCCUGAAGACCAAACACUCUCCCAGCAAGAGAAGAAGGAAGCCUCCCUAUCUAAAAAUCCGGUUGCCCUCGGGGAGCCAGACAGUGCCCCCCAAGUGCCAGCCGGGGUCCCUGACAGCCAGCCUCCAGAUUCCGGGCCCCCGGCCAAGAAAAUCAGCUCCCAGUCCACAUCCUCUUCGGAUAGGGAGUCUGCCUGGGCCACGGUGCCAUCCUACUCUGCUCCGGACAUGGACACGGCAAGCGAGAUGGACGAUUUGGAGCCUGACAGUGUGACCCCAGUCCCGGAAACAGGGGGUUCCGAGGCCCCCGCCGCCCCCAAGCUCAAGAUCUUCCUGGCUCGGUAUAGCUACAACCCGUUUGAAGGACCCAACGAGCAGCCAGAGCACGAACUGCCCCUCACAGUGGGGGACUACGUGUAUGUCUUUGGGGACAUGGACGAGGAUGGCUUCUACCAGGGAGAGCUUGAGGAUGGCCGGCGGGGGCUGGUGCCCUCCAACCUGGUGGAGCAGAUUCCAGACAGCGACGUCCUGGGCUGCCUCGCGGCCAAAUCCCCCGAUCCCGGCCCCACUCUGCUCCCAGCCGGGCAGGGCCAAGCAUCCAAGGAAGACACCCGUGCAAGCUUGUCACCCGGAGAAGCCCAGGACGCGGUGGACAGGGGAACAGGCCAGACUGCGAGGGCAGCCUCCGAGACCGAAGUGUCUCUGGAGAUCUUGGAUUCCAAGACGAACGGCUGCUGGCUGGGCUCGCUGCGGAGCGUGGGGGAGCCAGACUUCUCCAGCCCGUUUCUCGGGGCCAAGGGGCCCCUCUGCGUGGCCCACAUGCAGCUCUGCCUGCAGAGCAUUGCGGCGACAUCGGCUGAGAUCUCCUGGGUCUUUGGCAGCAGCAGCCACCCCCACGUGGUGUACCUGGACGGCCGGGAGCAUGGCCUGUCGCCGGCGGGUGCGAGCAGCUACACCUUCCACCACCUGCUUCCCGGCACCCGUUACCAAGCACGGGUGGAGACACGGCUGCCCUGGGACUCACGGCAGGUGCCCUGGGACCCCACAUCCUCCACCCUCACCUUCGCCACGCCUUUGGCGGGGCCCCCCGACCCUCCGCUGGACGUGCUGGUGGAGCGCCACGCCUCCCCGGGCCACCUGGUGGUCAGCUGGCUCCCGGUGACCAUCGACUCGGCCGGCUCCUCCAACGGAGUCCAGGUCACCGGCUACGCCGUGUACGCCGAUGGGCUCAAGGUGGCCCAGGUGGCCGACGCCACCGCCGGGAGCCUCCUGUUGGAAUUUUCCCAGCUGCGGGUGCCCCUGAUGUGCCCGGAGGUCUCGGUGAGAACCAUGUCGCUCUGCGGUGAGUCCCUGGAUUCCGUGCCGGCCCAGAUCCCCGAGGACUGCUUCACCUGUCAGCAACGGCCCGGGACGGCCCCCUCCGGCUACACCUGCGGCGACCCGUCCACCUGCGGAGUCACCUUCCCCGUCAGCCCCGAGAGGCUGGCGUUGGCUCCCCCGAGCGCCAAGGCCAGCUCCCAUGCCCUGGAAAGCUGCAGGGAGCCCCGGACGGAGUUUCUAGAAGUGUUCCCUGCAGAAGUCCCAAGGGGGUGGCCCCCGGUGCGCAGCCUAAGUUCAGAAGGAGAGUGCUGGAGUUCGGGGCUCAGAGGCCCAGCCCAGGGGCCCGGAGAGGCCCAGAAGUUCUGCGGAAAGAACCUCCCGGGCCUCGGGCCAUCUGUCCCCAGUGUCCAGGCUGAAGUGGAAGAAAACUGCACCGGGGAUGCAGGCACCAGCCAAAGCCCCGCUCCGGGACUUGUCUGUCUGUGCCCCGCUUGCGAGCCUGGGAAGGAACCGUGUCGGGGAAAGGCAUCUCUUAGGCACAAGCAAGAUGCCCAAGUGUUUGACAAUCCCCAGCUGCAUGCCAGCCGGAGAUACGCAUCCGAGUGCUGGGACUUUUUGGAGGAGGAAGAGGAGGAGGAGGAAGAGGCAGCUGCAGGCUUUGGUCCAUGGGGCAGAGAGAGGCCGGAGCAGAGGAAGGGACUCGGGACCCAGAGCAGGCGAGGCCAGGGCCUGGAGGGCAAGAGGGAGUGCCAGUGCCACCAGCCCUGCUCGCUGCCCUGUCCUGCUCCUUCCGGCAAAGUCACCGGCACGCCCUGGUGUGGCCCUGCGUGGCUGGAGAAGGGGGCAGGGGCUCCUGCGGCCAGGGUUUUUGUGGCUCUCUUCGAUUACGAUCCCCUGGCCAUGUCUGCCAACCCCAAGGCUGCAGAGGAGGAGCUUGCCUUCCGGAAGGGGCAGCUGCUGAGAGUGUGGGGCUCCCAGGACCCCAGCGGCUGCUACCGCGGCGAGUGCCAUGGCCGGGUGGGCAACAUCCCUGGGCACCUGGUGGCCGAGGUGGAGACAGGCCCAGAACGGACCGACGGCAGGUGGCAUUUGCCGGCUCCCGGCUGCCCACUGCCCUCGGAGGUCCACCCUGAGGACUUGAUGGGGCUUGCCAGCCCCCAGGGCUCCUUUCCCAGGCCCCUGGAAAACCCCAGGAGACCCCCAGCAGCGUCCCCAAAGACCAGGGUGAUGGCUCUGGACUACAACCCCAGAGACAGGCAAGCGGGGAUCCAGGCAAAGGGCAGUUUGGUGCUAAGGGUGGGGAACAUCACGGUCGACAGACUCAGGGAUCAAGAGCGGUUCUAUUGUGAGGAGUCGGGGGGCAGCCGGGGCCUGGUUCCGGUCCACCUGCUGGAUCGCUUGCCCCCCCACGAAGAGUGAGCCCUGAGAGCAGCCUCUGACCAGCCCCUCGUCCCGUCCAGCCAGAGGGGAAAGCCAACCCUCCGUGAGUAGCAUCUUCUCUACGCACCACCGUCUCAAAACCAACGGC